AUGAGCGGGACGGUGAUCCCCGGUACGCCCAUCGCCGUGGACUUCUGGAGCGUGCGGAGGGCGGGCGGCGCCCGCCUUUUCUUCCUGUCGCACCUGCACUCGGACCACACGGUGGGGCUGUCCAGCACCUGGAGCCGCCCGCUGUACUGCUCGCCGCUCACCGCCCGCCUGCUGCACCGCCGCCUGCAGGUGCCAACGCGCUGGAUCCGGCCGCUGGAGGUGGGGCAGAGCCAUGUGCUGGACCACGAGGUGACUGUGACACUGCUUGACUCCAACCACUGCCCCGGCUCAGUCAUGUUCCUCUUCGAGGGCGCCUUCGGCACCAUCCUGCACACAGGUACAGGGCAGCCCCCUGUGGCCCCCGCCGCGGCCUUUCCCACCCCGACGGUGUUGUCCUUGCAGGGGACUUUCGCUACACCA
Messenger RNA from Falco peregrinus (peregrine falcon), 420 nucleotides. RefSeq names its product 5' exonuclease Apollo-like. The transcript has 2 exons. Gene Ontology annotation, molecular function: 5'-3' DNA exonuclease activity; damaged DNA binding. The annotation marks the transcript as partial. The record is from RefSeq and is a predicted model, not a curated record. NCBI's taxonomy places the organism in Eukaryota, Metazoa, Chordata, Aves, Falconiformes, Falconidae. Gene Ontology annotation, biological process: interstrand cross-link repair; protection from non-homologous end joining at telomere; double-strand break repair via nonhomologous end joining.